Molecule: messenger RNA, 1120 nt
Organism: Prorocentrum cordatum
Lineage: Eukaryota; Dinophyceae; Prorocentrales; Prorocentraceae
Source: the annotation of a GenBank genome assembly
UGUAAUUUUCCGCAUUUUUCACCAUGAUCCGAUUUCCCUCCCAAACCCGCCUGUAGGAGGACAUGCCGCAUCUAGUAUUAGGGUGCCGUGCUACAUCUUCUGGCACGCCCAGAAGGUACAGGUCCAGGGGUGACACGCCCCCCCCAGGAGGCCAGUGUGCCCCGGGCGGCGGCGGCGCUCGGGCUGCGGUGGGGCGGUCAGCGGCGGUUCCUCGAGCUUCUCCCAGACCGCAGCCUCGGGCGGCCGUCGGUGAGCCACAGCGGGCACCUCCGGUCGAGCCUGCACGUGGAGGGCAAGGACGAGGCUGCCCGCGUGCCGGCGUCGAUGCUGCCACCUCCGGCGCCGGCGGAGCCAGCCUUGGGUCUGCUGGGCGCGGCGCUGGGGUGCCUCCAUGGCGCGUGCUGCCCGUCGGCGCCGAUAGGCGCUGCUCUUGCGGCUCAGCUUCCUGGCGCCUCGCUGGCCUGCUCGCUGGCCGCGCUGCUGCUGCUCUCGGCCGCCGGCGGCGGCGGCGCGGCCCUGCUGUGGGCGCGCGCGGUGAAUUCCGGCCUCGGCCAGAGGGCGUCCCAGAAGGCGAUGUACAGAGGGAGCUGCUUGUUCGCCUUCAUCGUGGGCGCUGCUUGGAUGCUAGCGACCUUUCAGGGCCUCACCAUCCAAGCAGUGCCUCUCGAGCUCCGGGCGAGGUGAUGCGUGAUGUCCGUGCGCACGGACCAGCAGGGAGGGAUGGAUGGAUGGAUGGGAACCGCGGGAGACGAGACGAGGGGAGGGGGGGACCCGGGCUGCACCGUCCACACGUGGCGAGGGGCGCCCCUGUCCACGGCCCGUGCUGCAAACGAGGGCGCAGGGCCGUGUUUAGCUGCCAGACGUGCCGCGCGGCCCGUGCUCGCGCGCCCCCCUCUCGACCCCCCCCUCCCUGCUCUCGCCCCCCCCUCCCCGCUGCCCCCCCCCCUCCCGGACAUCCUCGCGCCUUCGACGGGCCGCCCGCUCCGCGAGGCCGCCGGAGGCCUACAGAACGUCUCCGGCGCACCGCCCGGCGUGGCACGGACCAGCUCCGCGGAGCCCCGUCCUCGCCUCGCGGGCUCCCCGCGCGCGAAGCCGCGCGGCCUCGCCGACCUUUGUCGGG